UUUUUGUGGUACCCAAUUAUGUCUGUGGAACCGGAAGCAUCGCAGACCCAGAACCCUUUGAACAAACGUAAACGGCAUUUGUGGACCCAUGAAGAAGAAUGUGGAGUCUUGCGUUCCUAUCGUUUUCACGAAGGGUACUCGGUUCCAGCGAACAAACGUGGGCAAAUGUGGGAAGACAUCUUCGAAGAAUCCAAAAAAGAUGGCGUGGACCUGAAUUCCCCACGGGCUGUACGUGAUCAUGUUACCAUAAUGAUCACCAAGUUCAAGAAGGACAAUCCGAACUGGGAAAAGUUAACGGGUGAUCCAGAGGAUGGAAACUUUACAGAAAAAGAAGUUCUCCUUCUGGAAAUCUGUCAACUGGAAAAGGAACAUGCGCGCGCACAAGAUAAAGAGAAAUCCGAAGCAGAUCAGCGAAGAGAUCGCCACGAACAGAAGCUGAUGUGUGCUGCCAAGAACAGCCGUAAAAAAAGAAAACUACAAGAACAAGAGAAAGACGAGGAGCCCAACACCGAUGACGAAUACAAUGCGGGAACGAGCCUACAAAAACCAACGGGAUCAGCGUUGAAGCCUACAAAGGGUAGGAAAAACUGGCAGUCAGCAAUAGCGGGCUAUUUUUCGGACAAGCGCGAAGAGAAGCUAGCUGAUCGCAAAUUGGAGGAGAGCAAACUGGAAAUCGAACGCGAAAAGCUUCGCCUGGAAGAGAAAAGACUCGAACUGGAGACGCGAAAACUGGAUCAGGCAGCACGAGACCGAGAAGCGCUGUACGAAAACAACCGCAUGCUUGGGCAAAUGGUCACGCGUUUCACGGAGAAAAAUACUGGGUAAAAGCACAGCUACAAUUUUGGGCA
This is a messenger RNA of Paramacrobiotus metropolitanus, 848 nucleotides long. RefSeq lists its product as uncharacterized. Bases 19 to 825 code for a protein of 268 amino acids. The record is from RefSeq and is a predicted model, not a curated record. Lineage: Eukaryota; Metazoa; Tardigrada; Eutardigrada; Parachela; Macrobiotidae. The transcript has 2 exons.